Molecule: messenger RNA, 1317 nt
Organism: Lethenteron reissneri (Far Eastern brook lamprey)
Lineage: Eukaryota; Metazoa; Chordata; Hyperoartia; Petromyzontiformes; Petromyzontidae
Product: putative cyclin-dependent serine/threonine-protein kinase DDB_G0272797/DDB_G0274007
Source: RefSeq, a predicted model, not a curated record
UGGACGACUCCCCGAUGUUCACAGAGGAGGAUUUCGCAAACUACGAGCGCCAAUUCUUCCCUCAUCACGAGGAUGCGCAGGAAGAGCAUCAUCUAGAGCAGCAGCAGCAUCAUCAGCAGCAUCAUCAGCAGCAGCAUCAUCUAGAGCAGCAGCAUCUAGAGGAGCAACAGCAGCAUCAUCAGCAGCAGCAGCAUCUAGAGCAACAGCAGCAGCAUCAUCAGCAGCAGCAGCAUCUUCAGCAGCAGCAGCAUCAUCUAGAGCAGCAACAGCAGCAUCAUCAUCAGCAGCAGCAGCAGCAGCUGGGACAGCAUCAAGAGCAGCAGCAUCAGCAGCAUCAUCAGCAGCAGCAACAGCAGCAGCAGCAGCAGCAACAGCAGCAGCAGCAUCAUCAGCAACAGCAUCAUCAGCAACAGCAGCAGCAGCAUCAUCAGCAACAGCAGCAGCAUAAUCAGCAACAGCAGCAGCAGCUGGGACAGCAUCAAGAGCAGCAGCAACAUCAGCUAGGGCAACAGCAUCAGCAGCAACAGCAGCAGCAGCAACAGCAUCAUCAGCAACAGCAGCAGCAUGGACAAAAGCAUCAGCUGGGACAGGAGCAUCAGCAGCAACAGCAUCAGCAGCAGCAUCAGCAGCAGCAGGAGGCGGAUAAGCAGCAUCAGCUGGAACAGGCACCUCAGGAGCACAAAGGGCAGCCCCUGGAGGCUCACAAGGACCCCAGCCCUCCCAUUCAACACAAUCCAUUGGCUGGACAUGAGAUGCACGUGGAGGGAAGAAUUGAAAAACCGGACAAUCACUAGCGACCCACACCAUUGCUCACUAACAACCCACUCACUCACUCACUCACGACCCACUCACUCACGACCCACUCACUCACGACCCACUCACUCACUCACGACCCACUCACUCACGACCCACUCACUCACGACCCACACCAUUGCUCACUAACAACCCACUCACUCGCUCGCGACCCACUCACUCACUCACGACCCACUCACUCACUCACGACCCACACCAUUACUCACGACCCUCCCACUCACUCGCUAGCCACCAAUUAUGCCCACGUAAUAUCUGCAAAGUUUCACUUUUCGAUAAAAUCAACAUCUCAAAACAUUCACACCGCCACUAAUCCUCCGCCGCGGUAUUCACCAAAAAUUCACAUAUUUAUAUUGGUGUUAUAUUUUAAACCACAGUGAACAUUUUUGUCAGUUUAUACAAGCAGAUAGCACGUUUAAAUCGAUACGGUACAUAUGCAGUAAGCUUAUACAGAAAAUAUUUUCUUAUUAUAGGUUCCGUAUUAAAUUAAACUUACGCCUGUCCUGA